Molecule: messenger RNA, 1284 nt
Organism: Aspergillus heteromorphus CBS 117.55
Lineage: Eukaryota; Fungi; Ascomycota; Eurotiomycetes; Eurotiales; Aspergillaceae
Product: putative exosome complex subunit Rrp46
Exons: 2
Coding region: 64-810 (248 amino acids)
Biological process (GO): rRNA catabolic process; U4 snRNA 3'-end processing; nuclear mRNA surveillance
Cellular component (GO): nuclear exosome (RNase complex); cytoplasmic exosome (RNase complex); nucleolus
Source: RefSeq, a predicted model, not a curated record
UUGACACUCAACUUGACCAACCCACUCCUCUACAACCGCAAGUCGCAAAUUAUUCGCAUCAUCAUGGUCGGCCCUACUGCCUCUCUCUCCCCCCUGGUCCGCGCCGACGGCUCAGCCUCCUACCAGUGUCCCUCCACGGGAUCCAACAUUCUCGGAUCCGUCAACGCGCCUGUCGAGCUCCCCGGACGCCGUGACGCCCUGAAGCCGGAGGAUGCCACCGUGGAAGUGUUCGUCAAGCCGGGAACUGCCCCCGCUAGUGUGGGUGAGCGCUAUGUGGAGGGCAUCAUCCGAGGGGUUGUUGGAAGAUUGAUCUUGGGGAGAGAACGGGGCUACCAGCGUCGCGGCGUCGUGAUUACGCUCGCCAUUGUCGGCGGUGAAAACGUCAGCAGAGGAGACUCGUAUCUAACUCUCCUGCCCGCCCUCCUCCAUACCGCACUUUUGGCUUUGCUGUCAGCCUCCGUCCCCCUGUCCAUGACUUUUUCCGCGACCGUCUUAUCUGUCGACGCUGCUGGAAAAAUCACCCGCGAGCCAUCCGCAGAGGACGCCGCCGCUGCGAAGUCCCUUCACGUCCUCGCAUUCUCGUCUAAGGGUCAUCUCCUGUUGAACGAGAGCCAAGGGGCUUUCGACUUCGACACCUGGGAAAGGGUUCGCGAGCGCGCGUCGGCGAUCUGUCACGGAACCUCUGUGGGCGAGGAUGGAGACGUUGCCAUGGUUGAGAGUGCAGAUGGCCAGCCUUUGGAGGGCACUAUCCGGGAGACUGUUGAAGACCAGGUCCACCGGGAUUACUCCUGGAAGAUCGACGCUGCGUGAUCACUCCCUGUACAUCACGACACAAUCUCUAGUCGUGACGCACGGCUACGUCCCGAGCGCUCAGUGGUGCUCACAGCCGUCCGUCGUGGCUAUCUCCGGGCGGCUUUCACGGUGUACUACCUAUGCCGCCACCUCGGCAUUUUGGGAGGUCUCGAAAGUACCAACCCGGCCCAGAUACUGUUGGUGUGCACGGGACUUUCUUGGCGCGCGUAGGAUGAUGGUUCUACGGCAUUCCACUGGCGGAUACGACGGAUAACAUGGGAAGGAUCUCAUCUCCAAAUCCCAAGCCAAUGACUGGUCCAGGGCAAGGGACGUGCGCGAUGGGAGUCGACAUCUCAGACGAGCUCCUGACGGAGACAUUCCGGCGUUAAGGUCGGCGUCCAGUAAACCACAUGGGGUAUGGGGCACUAUAGCGGAUAGGAUAUUAAUAGACGUGACUUGUUAGGGAGAAAUGCAUGUGGUGUCGGAUAGGAU